AUGCCUGCAUCCCUGACCAGUCACCUCCUUACCACCUUCUCACCUUCAUAUGAACGAGCGACUCGACAUGCGUUCUUGAAGGCCGCAGGGGAGCGCACUCUCGACAAGGAGACGCUUUCAGCCUGGUUGACACAGGAUUAUAUCUACACCCGCGGUUACCUCAAGCUUGUCGGGCUAAUCCUCUCCCGGUACACCGAAGCACCCCUCGACGUCCGGAGACAGCUAGUCAAACUCCUUAGUACGGGCCUCAACAACGUCUCAGAAGAGCAGGCGUUUUUCCUUAGUCAGGCUGAGGAACAUGGUCUCGAUAUACGCACAGUUCCGGCUGGCGUCAAGGCCAUCCUGUCGGGCGAAGUGCGGCCAUACAUGCUUCCCCUACCUGAUACUGCCGCGUAUGUCGAUUUUAUGAUUGCAACUGGAACUCAGGGAACAAUUGAGGAAGCCCUUGUUCUACUCUGGGCUACUUGCUACCUCGAAGCAUGGACUUUCGCGUCCCAAUGCUCCCCGGCCGAGACACCGGGCCCUGCUGCUGCGGCGUUAGACAAAUUUAUCCAUAACUGGAGCCACCCCGAAUUCCGCCAGUUUGUCGAUGAACUUGGCGAGGUUGUCGACCAACUCGGUGUUACAGUGGACAGGAAUGACAGUAGCUGCGAGAAGGCGGAAGGCGUUAUGUACCGCGUUCUCCACCUGGAGGAGAUGUUUUGGCCGAAGAUGUGA
This is a messenger RNA of Dacryopinax primogenitus, 717 nucleotides long. Its product is annotated as heme oxygenase-like protein. The transcript is spliced from 2 exons. Bases 1 to 717 code for a protein of 238 amino acids. NCBI's taxonomy places the organism in Eukaryota, Fungi, Basidiomycota, Dacrymycetes, Dacrymycetales, Dacrymycetaceae. The record is from RefSeq and is a predicted model, not a curated record.